AUGUCAUAUCAACCCCCUCCAGACUGGGGCCCGCCCUGGUCUUCCCCUCAACCACCGCCACUGUGGGGCAUGUGCGCGUCGGGGGGCCCUGUGGCUCCGAUGGGUGGACAAGUUCAGGCCUACGCGCACUAUCCUGGCUCUGAGUACCAGCCAAUGGAAUCCACUGGGUCACAGUUCUAUCCCGCAGGACCUGAAGCGCAAAUCAACGACCCAUGCAAUUAUGACGUGGUCAUGGACAUAGACUCACCAGACGACCUCAUGGACGUAGACACGACCGCCGAGUCGUCGUAUGCGCCGUUCCCCGUCUACAUGGAUGAGCCCCGGACGCCGACGCGUCGCCGGCAUUCGCGCGCCACUUCCGUGGCCUCCAGCAUAUCGAGGUAUCUCAGCCCAGUGUUGUCGCCGAUGAAGUCGCGGUCCCGCACCCAGUCCGCAAUGAAAGCCUCGACGAACAGCCUUCGGCCAACGCCCUCUACCCCCUACACGCUACAGCGGACCCCCAGAAAGCCGACGCUGGCGCACCACAACCCCCUACCCGCGCUCUUCGGCGGCUCGACGUACUACCCUCCCAUUACUCCGCGCCGUAAGAAGAGCGAGCGAUACGCACGGCUGUACGCACACGAGGUAAACGAGCUCACCGACCGCCUAGCCGACUUGACGAUCACAAGCGCCGACGCCGACGCCGACGUCGCGAAGCCUGCGGGCCCCAUCUUCGAUGGGGCCAGCAUGCUGAGCGACGUAGGCUCGGAGGCCACGCUGGUCCCCGUCCGCGGCUGCGGCAACGCGAAUGACAUGAAGAACCUCGGUGCGAAGAUGGAGCUGGGGCAGCACUUUGAGUGGAACGAAGCCGUCGAGGAAUUCCUGCAGAGCGUCCUCGCGAUAGUUCCGCACCAGUAG
Rhodofomes roseus is the source of this 897-nucleotide messenger RNA. RefSeq lists its product as uncharacterized. The coding region runs from base 1 to 897 and encodes 298 amino acids. The transcript has 2 exons. Lineage: Eukaryota; Fungi; Basidiomycota; Agaricomycetes; Polyporales; Fomitopsidaceae. The record is from RefSeq and is a predicted model, not a curated record.